Fraxinus pennsylvanica is the source of this 1137-nucleotide messenger RNA. Lineage: Eukaryota; Viridiplantae; Streptophyta; Magnoliopsida; Lamiales; Oleaceae. The record is from the annotation of a GenBank genome assembly.
AUGGCCGGCGUUUCGGAUGAUGUACUCCUAGAUUUGCUGUCAAGGUUACCGGUGGUCAGUCUUGUGCGAUUUAGGUGCGUCUCUAAAUCAUGGAGUGCUUUAAUUGAUAGCUCUUAUCUCGCUCAAUUGCAUCUGAAUAAAUCAUUAAACGACAUCAAAUCUCGCAAGAUGCUUGCUGUUCGUAGAGUAUGUGACUGGAAUAAUGUUGGACGUGAUAUAUUCUAUGCCAUAAGUUUUGAUUUGGGAUUCAAAUUUUCAGAUGUUCAAGAGAUUGAGCCUCCUGUACGGUAUCUUCAGACACGGAUGAGUUUUAUAGGCUCUUGCAGAUUCCUAAUUUGUUUAAGAUAUCAAUUUGACAGAUAUGACUAUGAAAAAAUUGUUUUGUGGAAUCCGUCUGCACGUAGUCACAGGAUACUGCCAUUCAUCCCUGUUGAGAUUGAGGCCUCACAGGACACAAAAGACCGGCCAUAUACAUUUAGUUAUGGAUUUGGAUAUGACAAUGUUAUGGAUGACUACAACGUUGUGAGAUUGGUUUUUGAUGAUGAGAAUGGUGAUUGUGAAGUUAAAGUUUAUAGCCUGAAAUUGGAUACUUGGAAAAAGAUUGAAAAAGUUUCACUUCGUGUUUUGGACGUGAGUAGGCCUAGUUUUGCCAAUGGUUCUAUGAGCUGGAUUGUGAGGGAAAGAAAACUGUCAAAUUCUACCUUUUCACUUCUUAGCCUCUGUCUUAGAACCGAGGUGUUUCAAUUAGCGUCAUUGCCCAAGGAUUUAAUCCCGGGACUAGAUUUUUCCUAUGUAUGCUGCCAUUAUUUGAAUUAUUGUUGCUACUGUUCGGAUUGGACUUAUAAGGGGUAUUACCAUCGUUUCUCAGACGAUCAUGAUUUAUGGAAUAUAAUGGACUGUGAAAAUAGUGAUAUUUGGACUAAGUUAAGGUUGCCAAUUUCUGAUGGUGAAGAGGGAAUGGGUGCCAGUGAAAUAUACCAGCAGCAACUUAAGGAAUCAUUGCUGAAAAAAUUACUUUCCGAAUUUCAAUCAUUGCAGAAAAAUCCCAAAUACAUGACAAUAUUCCCUGAAGACAGGUGUAGUUGGAUUGACAGUCUUGUUCGAGUUGAAAGAAGCAACAAUAAGUCGAAAAAAUGA